CCCAGGCCGGAGGAGGUGGAGGCGGCGGGAGCUGUGCCGGGGCUGGCUGGAGCCGCGGCAAGGAGCAGACCUGGCGCUGGUGGUGCUGGAGCAGUUCCUGGCCGCCUGCUGUGGUCACGCAGAGUGUGAAGGUCGAGGACGUGUCGUCAGACACGAUGCAGCCCACAGGGGCACCGCAGGAGCCUGGUGAGUCCUGGCCGGAGCAGCCACGCGCCUGUCAUGCAGACAGGCCUCUGGAAGAGUCGGGAGACGUGGAAACCUUGGGGCCUCGGGACAACCCACCUGACGUCCCCAGAGAGGAUGCCCCGCCCCCCCGGGAGCCAGGUGCUUGCACCCUGAGCAGAGCAGAGCAGCAGCCUCCUGAGGAGGGUCCUGGAAACCUGGAGCUGCAGAGGACUUCGCCAGGGAGGCUAGAGGAGAGGAGCUCCCUGACACCUGAGCCGGGCCAAGUGCAGAGGGGGCAGGGCAGGCCUCCAAAGCAGGAGGAGAGCUGGGAGGUCCGGGAGGUGUUUGAGGACGUGGCCGUGUAUUUCACGCGGAGGGAGUGGGAGCUGCUGGAAGAUGACGACAAGGUGCUUUACCAGGACCAGAUGCUGAAGAAUUUCAACACCCUCGUUUCCCUGGGAUAUCGAGGUCCUGCACCUGACUUAAUCUGCAGCAUCCAGCAAGGACAAGUGGAGCUCUGGGUCUGCGAUGAUGAGGACUGUGGGGAAAUCUCAAGAUCUGACGAUCUGCUAGCAGGAGGUGCCUGGCUGCUGAGCAGAGCUGAGGAGCAGCCUCCUGUGGAAGGGCCUGCAGACCUGGAGCCAGCAUGGACUUCCCUAGGGAGUUUGGGUGAGGUUGGCUCCUGGAGACCUGAAAAGGAGCAGUGGCACACGAGUCAGGGGAGGCCACAAAACCAGCAGGAGAAUGUGGCAGUGAACCAGCACAUCCACCUGGGCACGAAGACACACCGCUGCACUGCAUGCUGUAAGAACUUCAUUUGCUGGCAAGACCUGUCCCAGCACCAGUGUGUGCAGCACUGCUGCACCAAGUGUGGGAAGAGAUUCAGGCAGCUGUCCAGCCUGGCCAGGCACUGGUGCAUGCACACAAGGGAGAAACCACAUCAGUGCUUGGAGUGUGGGAAGAGCUUCACUCACUCCUCUGGCUUGGCUCAACACCAGCGUUUCCACACAGGGGAGAAGACGCAUCAUUGCUCACAGUGUGGGAAGAGCUUCAUCCAAUCCUCCAGCCUGACCAAGCAUCAGCUCAUCCACACGGGGGAAAAGCCACAUCAGUGCUCAGAGUGUGGGAAGAUCUUCACCCAAUCCUCCCACCUGGCCCGGCACCAGCGUAUCCAUACAGGGGAGAAACCACAUAAAUGCUCAGAGUGUGGGAAGAGCUAUGCUGGGUCCUUUGGCCUGGCUCAGCACCAGCAUAUCCACACAGGGGAGAAGCCACAUAAAUGCUCAGAGUGUGGGAAGAGCUACGCUACGUCCUUUGGCCUGGCUCAGCACCAGCAUAUCCACACAGGGGAGAAGCCACAUCAAUGCACAGAGUGUGGGAAGAGCUUCACCCAAUUCUCCCACCUGGCCCAGCACCAGCGUACCCACACAGGGGAAAAGCCAAUUCGGUGCUUGGAGUGUGGGAAGAGCUUCACUCAGUACUCCAACCUGGCCCGGCACUGGCGCAUCCACACAGGGGAGAAGCCAUAUCAGUGCUCAGAGUGUGGGAAGAGCUUCAGCCGGUCCUCCCACCUGGCCCGGCACCAGCUCAGCCACACGGGGGAAAAGCCACAUCAGUGCUCGGAGUGUGGGAAGGGCUUCAGCCUGUCCUCCCACCUGACCCAGCACCAGCUCAUCCACACGGGGGAAAAGCCACAUCAGUGCUCAGAGUGUGGGAAGAGCUUCACCCAGAUCUCCAGCCUGGCCCAGCACCAGCUUAUUCACACAGGGGAGAAAGCACAUCAGUGCUCAGACUGUGGGAAGAGCUUCAUUUAUUUCUCCUACCUGACCAGGCACCGGCUCAUCCACACGGGGGAAAAACCACAUUGCUGCUCGGAGUGUGGGAAAAGAUUCACCCGAUUCUCCCACCUGGUCCAGCACCAGCGUAUCCACACAGGGGAGAAACCACAUAAAUGCUCAGAGUGUGGGAAGAGCUAUGCUCACUCCUCUGGCCUGGCUCAGCACCAGCGUAUCCACACAGGGGAGAAACCACAUAAAUGCUCACAGUGUGGGAAGAGCUACACUCAGUCCUCUGGCCUGGCUAAGCACCAGUGUAUCCACACAGGGGAGAAGCCAUAUCAGUGCUCAGAGUGCGGGAAGAGCUUCAGCGAGUCCUCCCAAGUGGCCCAGCACCAGCUUAUCCACACAGGGAAGAAGGCACAUCACUGUUUGGAGUGUGGGAAGAGCUUCACAUCCUCCUCCAGGCUGGCUCGGCACCGGGUCAUCCACACGGGGGAGAAGCCACAUCAUUGCUCCGAGUGUGGGAAGAGCUUCAGCCAGUCCUGCAACCUGGCCAAACACCGGCUCAUUCACAUGAAGGAGAAGGCACAUUAGUGCUCAGAGUGUGACAAGAGCUUUAGUCGAUCUUUGCACCUGGCCCGGCACCAGUUCAUCCACAUGGGAGACAAGCCACAUCAGUGCUCGGAUUGCGGAAAGCGCUUCAACCUAUUUUGCGACCUAGCCCGGCACCAGCUCAUCCACACAGGGGAAAAAACCACAUCAGUGCUUGGAGUGUGGGAAAGGCUUCACCCAGUCAUCCAGCCUGGUUAAGCUCCAGCGCAUCCACACAGGGGAGAGGCCACAUCAGUGCUCAGAGCGUGGGAGGAGCUUCACUCAGUCCUCCCACCUGGCCCGGCACAAGCUUGUCCACAUAGAGAAGAAACCAUAUCAGUGGUCAGAGUGUGGGAAGUGCUUCCCCCACUCUUCUACUGUGGCCCAGCACCAGUGCAUCCACAUCCAGGAUCAUCCAUAAUUGUGCCAGCAAAGUAGGGAGGGCUUUGGGAUGUCUGCCCGCUCAGCACCUGCCAGUGUCUGUAGCCAGGCAAGCAGCCUCAUGCUGGUGGACUGCAGCAAGGGUUCCCCCAUGAUUCCCCUCUGCUAGGGCCCUGCAGAGCCCAAAAGGCACAAAUUCUGUCUCUGAAGACUUGAUGAGGGGAAGGAGUUAAAAGGAAACAUCUCGGCUAGAUGCCAGCCCAGAUGCCGGGGAAACCUGUGAGGAGAUGAUCUUUGCAUCUGCCUUGGAGCCUGUGCCAUCCCCAUCUUUCUCUAAAAGCAGCCAGUGCUUCCGGGGUCAGGUGAAGUGCCUUCACGAUAGGAUGGCUUCCUGUACACAAUUGGGUCCAAAUGCCACCCAGGUCCAAAUGCCACCCAGGGACAGGGACUAUUCGACUGCCUCCCAGCUUUGUCCUCCUGCUCCCAGGGUUGUGGUGUGUGAGGCUCUUGCAUUGCAAGAAGGAAGCCGUUUAUGGCUGGGGAAGCAUUUCCUGCCUUCCACCUUGACCUUCCCUUUCCUCCCAAGCACAUCACUCUGCUCCCAGGCCUGCACGUGCCCUUUGGAGUCUGCAGGAAGCUGCUACUGUCACCCCGUGAGCCCAGUUUGCCAGUUUUGCUUCUCAGCCCCUUGUCACAACUCUGCAGCACCAUUUGCCAGCUGCCCCCGCCCUCCUUCCUUUCUCUAUAACAGAGUCCUUUCUAAUCAAGCCCCACAAGUAACAUAUUCAUAGUUAUUAGGGGCUGGAAGGGACCUUACUGAUUUUUUUGGGUCCAGCCCCCCUGUGCUUGGGCAGGAAAGACUGUUGGGGUCAGAUGACCCCAGCAAGAUGGGCAUCAAGACACUUUUCGAAGAUCACCUUUAGGGAGAGCCUGUUUCAAACCCCAAAGAAGUUUUUUUCUAUGUCCAGUCUGAAGUAAUCUUCAAUCAGCUUGUGCCCAUUAGUUCUAGUCCUCCCCUGGGGGGCCUUGGUGAAGAGAUGCUCCCCCAGGCCCUGAUGGACUCCCGUGAUAUAUUUAUAGGCUGCCACCAAGUCCCCUCUGAGUCGUCUUUUCUCCAGGCUGAACAGUCCCAAGUCUUUCAGCCUCUCUCACGUGACCUGGUCUCUAGGCCUCUAAUCCUGCACGUGGCCCUCCUUCGGACUCUCUCAAGCUUCUCCACAUCCUUCCUGAAGUGCAGCGCCUGUAACUGGAUGCAGUCCUCCAGCUGCUGUCUCACCAAGGCCAAGCAGAGCAGGAGGAUGACGUCUUUAGACUUGCUCGAGAUGCCUCAGCAGAUGCAUGGGAGUGUUUGAUUAGCUCUGCCAGCUACAGCAUCACAUUGGUGUCUCGUGUUCAUGUUGUCUGUCAUGACACCCAAGUCCCGUUCAGUUGUGGUGCUGGCAAGCGUAGCACUGCCAUGCCUGUAAGUGUGUUGUGGAUUAUUUCUCCCCAGAUGGAGCUGUAAAGAAAUCCUUUUUCUCUUGGUGGCCUCCCUUCUUGGAGUCUGCCCAGCCCCACCUCUGGUUUCCAACUCUGGCUGCUGGAUCCACCUGAUCUCCUAGGUGAUGCCAGUGGGAGCGGGGGACUCGGUCUUCCUUUGUUCCAGCUUCCUGCCCAGAUACUUGGGAGGCACUGGUCUCUCCGCCGGGGUGGGGGCAUUGCUGAUGUUGCUCCAGCUAACUAGCCUGCAUCAGCCGUGCUCUGAGGAUCCUGGUUUUUGGUUGGAGCUUAGUGAUGAGGUCAGAAAAGUGAUAAAAAGAGGUCGCUCUCUCUUGGGAGAGGCAGACAUUUUUUGGGGAUGCUGAAACAAGCAGAAGGACUCCAGACCUCCAUCAGUCUGUGGAUGGACAUGUGAGUAACUUACCUGAAAUUUAGCCAGUAAUUUAGGAUUAAGCGAACUAGACAUGUAUUGAACGGGCCAACAAGCCCAUUCUGUUUUCCUGAAACCAUUCUGGGUGGCUCCAGGCUAUACCAGCUAUACUACCAGGGGGAAAAGCACCCCCAAGGUCUGUAGGGUCUGUCUACCCCAGGUGCCACAGAGUCCUAACAGAGCCCAGAGCCCAGGGGAUGGCAGUGAUUACCCCAGGCUUGCAGCUAUGGGGUUGGUUGGAUGUAAGCACCCCAGGGGAGACACCUGAAGCAUGGUUUUGGUUAGGCACGUGAGGUGGGUGGCUCAGUGUAGUAGCACCCCCUACUAUCCCACCACAAGAGUACUUUGCAUUUCUCUGUAUUAAACAACAGCAGGUUGAGGUCUGCCCACUUCACAAGCCUGUCCAGGUUGACCUGUAGUUCCAAUCUGUCCUGGGCCAUGACCACACUCCCCCAUAGAUUGGUGUCAUCAGCGAACUUUGCCAGUUUGCUUUUAAUACCCAACUUCAAAUCAUUGGUGAGCAUGUUGAAAAGCACUGGUCCGAGUACUGAGCCCUGAGGGACACCACCGGUCACCUUCCAAAGGCCUUUUUGAAAUCCAAGCAUAUGGCAUCAACCUCAUUUCCUAUAUGCAGUGGAGAGUUACCUGAUCAUAGAAGGAAAUGAGGUUGGUCUGACGCAACCUGCCUGUGACAAAGCCAUGUUGGCUGCCAUUCAGAAUACUACUUUCUGUUAGCCUGUUAGUGAUGGGCUCUUUGAUAAUUUUCUCCAGGAUUUUACUGGGGAUUGAGGUCAACCUGAUUUGCCUGCAAUUUCCUGGGUCCUCCUUUCUUCCUUUCUUAAAAAUAGGCACCAUGCUGGCCUUCUUCCAGUCUUCUGGGACCUCUCCCAAGCACCAUGAGUCUUCAAAUAACUUAGCCAUAGAUCAUGCAAUGACAUCGGCCAGUUCUUUUAGCACUCCUGGGUGUAGUUCAUCUGGUCCUGCUUACUUGUAGGUAUUUAGCCUUUGUAGGUGCUUCUGCACAAGAUGUAUGGCAAGUAGGGGAGGGUGAUCACCCCCACCAUGAUCAUCCUGUAUCCUGUCAAGCAGGCUAACACCUUGGACUUGUGGCAUACCGACAUGAAGUAUUCAUUCAGGAGUUUGGUUUUGUCCUGAGUGUCGGUUAUCAGCCGUCCCAUUUCAUUUAUCAGGGGCCCUGUGCUUCCCUUGGGGGUUUUUUUGCUGUUUGUUUGUUUUUUUCACUUCCUACAUAUCUAAAGAAGGACUUCUUGUCCUUGAUUCUGGUUGCCAAUUUGUAUUCAGUUUGUGAUUUUGCUGUCCUGAUCUGCUCCCUACAGAUGUGGGCUGUUGCUGAAUAUUCCUCUUUGGUAGUUUUUGCAGACUUACAUCCUUUGCAGGCUUCUCAUUUUAACUUCAGGACAUCCGUGACUUCCCUCUUGAGCUCUUCUGCUGCCUUUCUUACAACUUCCAUUGAGCUUUUAGGAUUACUUCCUUGAGGAAGAGCCACUCUUCUUGUACUCCCUUCCUCAUCAGACCAUGGUCCCGCAGGGCCUCGCCAUCCAGUCUCCUGAGCUUGUGAAAAUCAGCUUUUCUAAAAUCAAGGAUUUCUACCCUACUGGUCGAUUUCCUUGAAUUAUGGUACAUGGAGAAAGUGAUUAUCUCAUGGUUACUGUCGUCCAGUUUCCCCUUGAUCCUCAGGUUACUCAGUAGAUCAUCUCAUUUGGCCAGAACCAAGUCUAGGACUGCCUUGGCCAUUCUAGCCAAGAAAAGCUGCUUCUCCUUCGGCACGAGGUGGAUGCCAUCUCUUCCCAACAAGCCGCAGUCCCUGAGGUGCAUGCCAUGGUUGAAGUAACCGAAGCCCUCGCCCUAACACCAUCGCCAGAGUCUUCUCUUUACUUCUCUGCAUCUAUCCCUCCUGUAUCUGUGGCCCACCACUGGGAGGACCGAGGAGAAAACUACCUGUGCCCCCGACCCCUUCAGCCAAGCCCCCAGAGCCCUGUGCUGUCUCAUGACCCAGGAUUGUUCCUGGCUGUGUCAUUCGUGCCCAUGUGGAUGAGCAGCAUGGGGAAGUGGUUGGAGGGCCAAAGAAGUUUUGGCAUCCUUUCAGCCACAUCCUGGAUGCGAGCCCCUGGGAGGCAGCAGACCUCACAGGUUAGGGGAUAGAGACCUCAUUAGGGAGUGUACUGUAUAUAGACGGGACUGCAUAAUAACUCAAAAAUAAAGCCUCACUCUUUUAUAUUUUGUGUGUGUGUGUGUGUGUGUGUGUGUGUGUGUGUAGGGAGGUCUGUGUGGGGGGUAUAGGGUAUGUUGUGGGGGUGUAUAUGUGGAGGGGUUGGGAGUCAGGGUGUGUGUGUGUGUGUGUGUAAGGUAUGUAGAGUGUGGGGGAGUGUGGGGAUCUCCACACACUCCCCACAUGGUGUGUAGCUCCCGCUGCCUGGAGCAGCAGGUGGUUGGUGGGGAGCCCAGGGAGCUUGUGCCCCACGCAGGCACCUGCACCUGGAGGGCUACGGCUCUGGUCACCUCUGCAGCCAGGGGUCAAGAAGUGCAUCUUGCCCGGCUGCCUCUAUCACAGGGGCUCCACGCUGUGCACCACUGACCCGCACAGAUGGAGGUAGGAGAGGCAGCUGCGUCCAGCGUGGGAGCUGCAGGCACGUGGACCGCUAUAGCGGGGGCAGCAUUCUGCGGUCCCAGCAUUGCAGCUGGAAACCACACGCAAUGGCAUGGAGGGGGCCAGCCCGGCCAGGCACCUCGGCAGAGCGCAGCUCCCGGCUGCAGUGCCAGGACUGCAGAACGCAGCAGGAGCCAGCCCGGCCCCUGUGGUUCCCAAUUGGCUCCUGCUGCCACCAGCCCUGAGACCCGGUGUCCCACGCUUUGGCUCCCUGCCACUGUCUCCCACCCCCGCCCCCCCUGCCACUGCUGCCUUUCCCUGCCACUUCCCUUUCUUCCCUGCCCACCACCACCGCUCAAAUCCCUUCCCCCCCCCGCCCGCCACUCCACCGCCUGCCUGCCUUCCUCUUCGGCAGCACGUGGAUCCCGGCUGAAGGGCAGGGAUCGAAUGGCACAACAGGACCCAGCUGAGAAACCUGUGCCAGGCUGGCUUCUGCUGCACCAGCGACCCUCCCUUGCCCUCCACCCCUUCUUAUCUGAUGCAACGCUCAGGGGAGGGACCCAGGAGAGCCUGCUCCUAACCAGACACUCAGACCCCACAGUCGAGCACUGUGUUCAAAUUGGACUAAGUAAAAUGUACUGGUACUGCAGGAAGACAGAAGAGGAUGGCUGGAAAGAAAUGGCAGACCUCAUCUGGUGGAGAGGGGUCUGGCAUAGACUUUUUCUGGCGUAGACCCUCUGAGGAGGGCAGUGGGUGGGGAUAUGGGUCUGAGGGUCCACAGUUGCGCAGUGCUGUAACCAGUUGGAUAUGAGGGUCCGCAGUUGUGCACUGUGUAACCAGUUUUUUAGUGUGCUUUGAUCUGCCAAAUAAAUCACAAGGGCUACUUGAAAGUGUUGGAGAUAUGCAUGUGUGUAUCUAUCUAUCUAUCUUUGCAAAAAAAAGAAAAAUCACAAGAUAUAUGCUAAGAUUUCAAAGAGGAAAUGAGUGUCAAGAAACAUGCUCACCUGUGUCAGACUUUCUUAACUCUUUGCAUCAACCAUGGUAAACACGUUUAAAAAAAAAAUUGAUUGUCAGUAAAAACCUUGCAAUAAAAAAAAUUUUGGGGUUGGCAACCCUGCUUGACAGCAACAA
Alligator mississippiensis (American alligator) is the source of this 8563-nucleotide messenger RNA. Its product is annotated as zinc finger protein 345-like. Lineage: Eukaryota; Metazoa; Chordata; Crocodylia; Alligatoridae. The transcript is spliced from 7 exons. Bases 156 to 2537 code for a protein of 793 amino acids. Gene Ontology annotation, molecular function: DNA-binding transcription repressor activity, RNA polymerase II-specific. The record is from RefSeq and is a predicted model, not a curated record. Gene Ontology annotation, biological process: negative regulation of transcription by RNA polymerase II.